Nanorana parkeri is the source of this 405-nucleotide messenger RNA. RefSeq names its product G0/G1 switch 2 (gene G0S2). The coding region runs from base 1 to 405 and encodes 134 amino acids. The record is from RefSeq and is a predicted model, not a curated record. Lineage: Eukaryota; Metazoa; Chordata; Amphibia; Anura; Dicroglossidae. The transcript is spliced from 2 exons.
AUGACGAGGACACCGUGUGACACUCGGCCUCAGGCUGCCCGUGGGGUGAGUGUCCUAUAUCAGAAUACGAGAUUGGAUCAGUCAGUACAAUCUCUCAAUAUGGAGACAAUGAAUGAAUUGAUCCCCUUUGCCAAAGAAAUACUCAGCCAGAAACCCAACAAGAAGAUGGUGAAAAUGUACGUGUUGGGCAGCGUGCUGGCCUUUUUUGGAGUGAUGAUUGGAUUGGUGGAGACAGUAUGCAGCCCGUUCACAAGAAGCGAGGACACUGACUUUGAAGAAAUCAGGCACUCCGCUCCACUUUCAGCUCCAUCACAUCGGCAAAAAAAAGAAGAGAUGCUAAUUGAGAAGACCAACCCUCAGGCAGUCAGGGGGAGAAGUGUGGCUCAUAGGGGCCAUGCAUCAUAA